Lactuca sativa (garden lettuce) is the source of this 438-nucleotide messenger RNA. The record is from RefSeq and is a predicted model, not a curated record. Lineage: Eukaryota; Viridiplantae; Streptophyta; Magnoliopsida; Asterales; Asteraceae.
AUGAGGAACCCAAAAAGAAACAAACAUGGCUUUAAACCAGCUCAUAUUGCACAAGAAGUCUGGAACUCCUGGAAAUUAAAAUGGAAUACAGAAGAAUACAAGCUAAAAUCUAAGCAGCACAAGAAAAAUAGGUGUAACGGUGUGGCUGAUGGAGUAGCAAAACUUACACAUAACGAUGGAUCCGCAUGUCAUUUGAAGAUAGCUUCUGAUUUGAAUAGGAAAUUAGGACAUGAGCCACCCCAUAGUGAAUUGUUCAUGUAUACACAUACUAAGAAUCAUGAUGGAGUCACUUUCACAAAUGAAAAAGAUAGACAAAUUCGUGCGGCUUAUACAGAAAAACGGGAAGAGUUGGAAGCUGAAGGUGUUGAAUUUGAGGAGGACAAGCUAAUUUAUGCUAUAGUUGGUGGUCAUGAUAAAAAAGAAGACUUCAUGGAUUAG